This is a messenger RNA of Amaranthus tricolor (Joseph's coat), 1968 nucleotides long. Its product is annotated as ALA-interacting subunit 3-like. Gene Ontology annotation, cellular component: plasma membrane; endoplasmic reticulum; Golgi apparatus. The transcript has 8 exons. NCBI's taxonomy places the organism in Eukaryota, Viridiplantae, Streptophyta, Magnoliopsida, Caryophyllales, Amaranthaceae. The record is from RefSeq and is a predicted model, not a curated record. The coding region runs from base 419 to 1465 and encodes 348 amino acids.
UUUUUUGUUAAUAGUAUGAAAAGUGGUUUAACUAAUCAAAAACGUGUAUAGUUUGACCUCGAAUCGCCAUUUCCUAUCUUUUUCAGCGUAGACUGGUGUUCAAUUGAGGGUAGCUCGUCUUCUUUGCAGUUCAAUUGUUCAAAAUUCAAUCACGCCUCCUUUUCUUUCCCCAAUUCUCUCAAUUCUCUUUGAUUCGUCAUCUUGUUUAAUAGAAGUAUUUCUUCUUUCCAAAAUCUAUUAUUCACAAAUGUUGUUUUGUAAAUCAAAAACCCGUUUCCAAACCCUAAUUAGUCAUCGUUAUCUUUAUUCUUUAGUUACUUUCUAAGUUGCUUUGAUUUUAAUCAAAACUCGGUUAUUUUUUGCUUUAUCGGGUUCAAUAUCUGUUUGCUAUUCUGUGGGUGAUUUCAUCAAUUGAAUCAUGAAUUCAAACCCUUCAUCCAGCUCUGGAGGUGCUGGAUCAGCCGAUCCUUCUGCUGGUAGAAGAAAUUCUAAACGACCCAAGUAUUCGAAGUUCACCCAGCAGGAACUUCCAGCUUGCAAACCAAUCUUAACUCCUUGUUGGGUGAUUUCUGCUUUCAUGGUUGUCAGCAUUGUUUUUAUUCCGAUUGGAGUUGUUUCGCUGUUUGCAUCUCGUGACGUUGUUGAGAUUGUUGAGCGCUAUGAUGAUUCUUGCUUACCACAACUCUCUAAAAAUGAAAAAAUAAGCUACAUUCAAGGACCUAAAGAUAAAACCUGCAAGAGGAAACUAAUAGUGCCGAAGCAUAUGAAAGCACCAAUUUAUAUUUACUACCAGCUUGAUAACUUUUAUCAGAACCAUCGAAGGUAUGUGAAAAGCCGAAGUGACAAGCAAUUGAGGCAUAAUAGCAGUGCUGCUGAUGUUAGCACUUGCAAACCAGAAGAUAUGGCAAAUGGAAAACCAAUUGUUCCAUGUGGUCUCAUAGCUUGGAGUUUGUUCAACGAUACCUACAGCUUUGCUUUUGAGAAUAGGAACCUUACUGUCAACAAGAAGGGAAUUUCAUGGAAAAGCGAUAGAGAUCACAAGUUUGGAAAGGAUGUCUUUCCACAGAACUUUCAAAGUGGAGGCCUUAUUGGUGGUGCACAUUUAAAUGAAUCUAUUCCGCUUAGCGAGCAAGAGGAUCUCAUAGUAUGGAUGAGAACUGCAGCUCUCCCUACUUUUAGGAAACUGUACGGGAAAAUAGAGCAGGAUCUGCAACCAAACGAUGUCAUUAGUGUCACUUUGCAGAACAGGUACAACACUUAUCUCUUCAAUGGGAAGAAGAUGUUGGUACUCUCUACCACAAGUUGGCUUGGUGGUAAAAAUGACUUCCUCGGCAUUGCCUACCUUACUGUUGGUGGCUUAUGCUUCUUUUUGGCCAUGCUAUUCACUCUCAUUUAUCUUGUGAAACCAAGACGACUCGGGGAUCCUUCAUAUUUGUCAUGGAACAGAAAUCCAGGUGGUAGAUAAUCAUUUACUGAACCUUUGAUUGAUGUUGAAGAAGGUUGGUUUUGUAAAUUGAAAUACGGUUGGUAGUGUUGUAAUUGUUAAAACGAAUGAAAUAUCAAGUUGAAGUCUUGAGCAUGGUUUAUGGGAUUAUUAUGAGAUAAAUUUUUGAUGUAUAAUUUAAUGAUUAGAAAUCCUUUUUUUUCUCCAUACAUUUUCUAUAUUUUCAUUCUUCUCUCUUUUCAAAUUUUAAUUUCUUUCGCACGUUUAUAUCUCAUGUCAAGGAACCAAUUCAACCAAAAGCUUAAGUUGAUGGUUGAGGCCUCAAGAUACGGUCUCUGAUAAAUAUUCAAACUUUAAAAGAUGGAUGAUUGAGAUUCAAAUCCGUGUACAUUUGUCACGCUGGUUUUGAUACUAUGUCAAAGAACCAACUCAAUUAAAAGCUAAAUGUUUCAAUCCAUAACAAGAUGUUAAUCAAGAAAAAGAAAACAUAUUAAACUCAACAGUUUACAUAGAGCAUCAACUCA